AAAGUAUUUCAGAAAAUCUUUUACCUACCCCUUCUAGUUCUUUUUCUUUCUUUGUGUGUGGGUAAGCUUAACAACUUACCCUUAUAGUAGGAACAGGAUUUUCUAAACAUAAAAUCAAGGAAAAUAAUGCAAAUGAUUAAUAAAUGUCUACAUUAAAAAAUGCAUGUGAGUGUGGUCCUCUAAAUCUAUAUGUACAUUACCUUCCAUUGGAACCAAACUAACCAGAUUAGAAACUACUUGAAUAUCUUUUGUAAAAUAAUUAUUUUUCUCCUUAUUCUAGGAGUCUAUGAAUUGGUUAUUUUUCAGAUGAAACCAGGUGGGCCAGCUCUGUGGGGUGAAGCAUUUCAAAAGGCAGUUAAUGCUCAUGUAAGUCUAGGCUAUUCAAAACUAGUUGGAGUUUUCCACACAGACUAUGGAGCACUCAAUCGAGUUCAUGUGCUUUGGUGGAACGAGACUGCAGAUAGUCGUGCAGCUGGCAGACACCGGGCACACGAGGAUCCCAGAGUGGUGGCCGCCGGUGUUCCAUGAGUUCUGAGAAAAAGCUCACCUGGGCCUGAUGAAGAAUCUGUACUGGAUUAGAACAGUGAUGAAGAAGAACACCACUCCUUCCACAGCCAUAGCGAAGAGGUUUCGGCCCACUAAGUCCCAAGAGAGUGGAGAGACAAAACGAUUCUCCCCUGGCAGACACAAUGCAGAGAUCCAGUUCACAAUGGAUGCACCAAAGACCAUGACCUUUCCUUAAAUUCAGGUUCAAAUUCACUUCCCUUCCUGGUAACACCAGUGCUUAUUAACCAUGAUGAGAUUGAAAAAAUAAGGGAGUAACCACUCUCCAAGUCUGACUUGAGGUAAGGUUUUGGGGAAACAGAGUACU
Molecule: messenger RNA, 871 nt
Organism: Talpa occidentalis (Iberian mole)
Lineage: Eukaryota; Metazoa; Chordata; Mammalia; Eulipotyphla; Talpidae
Product: protein NipSnap homolog 3B-like
Exons: 3
Coding region: 190-528 (112 amino acids)
Cellular component (GO): mitochondrion
Source: RefSeq, a predicted model, not a curated record